Messenger RNA from Daphnia pulicaria, 787 nucleotides. Its product is annotated as ankyrin repeat domain-containing protein 49-like. NCBI's taxonomy places the organism in Eukaryota, Metazoa, Arthropoda, Branchiopoda, Diplostraca, Daphniidae. The transcript is spliced from 2 exons. The record is from RefSeq and is a predicted model, not a curated record. Gene Ontology annotation, molecular function: protein binding. Bases 173 to 715 code for a protein of 180 amino acids.
AAAUUCAGUAUUCCACGCAUCGGAUACCGCGUAAAAUCAGGUUCGCGUGACAAAAAUAAAUCAAUCCUCAUUUUGAUGCUGUAGCUGACUGAAAAGUGGUAGUAGCAAAUUGACGUCAAAUUACCAUUCGUUUCAUCAAUUAAGUACAUUAAUAUAGUUAAGUAGUAAAUAAAUGGACACCGACGAUGAUGACGUAGAAGAGGAACAAAAUCCACACGAAACUCCGGAGAAAGAAAUUCUUUGGGCUGCAGUUAAAGGAGAAAUUGACAUAGUUGAAACUUUGGUUCAAAGUAAUCCAGCAUUGAUUCAUGUGAAAGACCGUGAUGGCUACAGUCCUCUUCAUAGAGCUUGCUAUGAAAAUCAUUUGAACAUUGCAGAGUUACUACUCAAACACAAUGCCAAAGCAGAUGCAUUGACCAAUGAACUCUGGCAACCAUUGCAUUCAGCGAGCAAAUGGAAUAGUAGUUUGUGUGUGGCUUUACUGUUGGAAUGGGGUGCUAAUGUUAAUUCAGUAACUAGAGGUGGACUUACACCAUUACACUUGGCCUCAUCCAAUUCUACUGCAUAUGACACUUUGCUUAUUUUGUUAAACCACCCUUUGAUUAAUGCAAAUAUUUUGAGCACUAAUGGUGAAACAGCCCAUGAAAUAUCCUGUAGAUGUGGACCUUACUCACAACUCUUUGAUAUUGUAAAUGAAGCCUUGAAUUGUAUUUAACUAUUACUUGCUAAUGUAAUGUGUUAACUCCUGAAGUGGAGCCAAAUAAAUAUUUCAUGUGUGGUUCCUAAA